Chironomus riparius is the source of this 2001-nucleotide messenger RNA. NCBI's taxonomy places the organism in Eukaryota, Metazoa, Arthropoda, Insecta, Diptera, Chironomidae. The record is from the annotation of a GenBank genome assembly.
GCCCGAGUAGAUCUUGUUCCUCAUUUAAGCAAAAAGUAUAAAUAUAAGAAAAAGUUGAAUAAUAAUUUUAAAAGUAAUAAAAUUAAUUAUUUUGAAAACAUGUUAGAAUAUUUGUAAACAUUCUGCUCAGUAAACGCCGAAAAGAAAAGAAAAAUUCGUGAAUUGGAUUGAAAGAAAGGAAAAGAGUUUUUGUGUCGGAAAGGAAUUAACUUUAACUUAUUAUUGUGACAUCGACAUUUCACAACAUAUAUGUGGAUAUAUCUAUGAAGUGGAUCUAUUUGUAAAUUUAUGUUGUUCUUGUGUGUAAAUUUGAUCAUUUAUUUGGAGUGUGACUUGUGGUCGUUGUAAGAAGAUAUCCACAAGCAUAUUUUUCAAUUUCCGUCCGAGUACAACGUUUGCUGAUUGACACAAUUAAAAGGAGCACAAUCAGCAUAAUUUAAUACUGUAUAGGAGUGAAUUUUUAAUUAUACCGCCGGUAUUUCACAAGAAAUUGUAAAUUAUUGGUCAUUUCUAAUAAAAAUAAGUAGUGAAUUGUUGAUGCUAUGACACUGCCUGAAAGUCAAGUUACAUAUUCUGAUCCAAAAUGGCAUUUGAAUUUCCUCAACAUGUCAAAGCUGAAACAUGAAAAUUUUCCAUCGACUGUAUUAGUUCCUACAUCAUAUGAAGAGACGCUCAAGCCAUCGUCAUCAGCAUCCAUUAUCAUUCCAACAUCAGUCCUAGAGAGGGAUGUCGACAAGUACAAUCAGAAUAAUAACAACAACAACAACAAUAGUAUCAGUAAUCUAUCAAUUGGCAACAAUACAUCCACAAAUACAGCAUUAAAAAUUGAGGAGGUAUCAAAUGAAACAAGUAAUUUAAUGAUUGAAGAUCGUCAGAAUUCAACGACAAAUACGACGUCAACAGUUGCUGCAAGUACCAGCUCAUCCGCUGCAUCAACGACAAAUUCUGAGAGAAGUGGGAAUAGUAAACCUCCUUACAGCUAUGUCGCCUUGAUAGCUAUGGCGAUCGCUAACUCACCGAGCAAGCGUGCGACACUAAGUGAGAUCUACAAUUACAUUACUCAACGAUUUCCUUAUUUUGAGAAAAAUAAGAAAGGCUGGCAGAACUCGAUACGACAUAAUUUGAGUUUAAAUGAGUGCUUCAUAAAAAUUCCUAGAGAAGGUGGCGGUGAACGAAAGGGAAAUUACUGGACUCUAGAUCCACAGUAUGAUGACAUGUUUGAAAAUGGAAAUUACCGACGGCGUAGACGAAUGAAGCGUCCUUACAGAACAGGAUCACAUUUCCAGAAGAUGUUUAGUGAGACGUAUGGAAACUUUGGUCAUCGAGGAGUCUUUCCACAACCUUAUCAAGCAUAUCCUCCUCGUUAUGAAACAGCCCAUUGGAUUCCAGGCUCUCAACAUUUAGCAUACAACACAUGUGCAUCUCGGUCGAGUUAUUCGUAUUCUGCACCACUUCAACAACCUGCACAGACAGUUUCAUUAAUUAAUAAUUCUUAUAGUGGUUUUUCUAAUAGUAUUAGUGAUUACUAUUUCCCACCAGUUCCACAAAGUACAACAUCUCCGUCGCUGUCAUGCUCAAAUCCACAGCGUCGUUUUGAACCCACACAGAGUUUGUACAAUUGGGAGUCUACAAGUAUGUCCAUUCAUAAGUUUAAAUGCUCUUAAAAUGCCUUUAUGCUCACGUUUUAUAUUACAGUGUCUCUUCAGCAGCUAGUUAAGGAAGAAUCGAAUGUGUUAUCGUCUCCAACUUCCAUUCAGAAUGUCUCAUCGACGCAUCAGAACUACCAAAAAUAUGUGCCUCAAACAUAAGCUCCAUCUAAUUUUUAAAGUUAAAGGGAAAUGCUAAUGAAAAGACGUUCUAAUUAAUGUAUUUAAUUGUUUAGUCUAACGAUUUGUGCAUACAUACUUUUGUAUUGUAAUUAAAUUUAAUUAAUUCUUGUAGAUCUGGUUAGGGGCUGUUCACUUAUUACGUAACGCGAAAAAAUGACUUCUUAGACCCCCC